Molecule: messenger RNA, 2355 nt
Organism: Closterium sp. NIES-67
Lineage: Eukaryota; Viridiplantae; Streptophyta; Zygnematophyceae; Desmidiales; Closteriaceae
Source: the annotation of a GenBank genome assembly
UUGCUCAUCUCCCUCCCUCCCCCAUCUUACACUCCAUCAAUCCCCUCCCCUCCCCACAUACUUCACCUUCAGCCUGCUGACUGACGCCUGUGCUGCUUCGGCUCUCAGGUGUCUGCCGCGAGCCGCGAGCAUUACCCGUGGCGACGCUGAAACUCGCUUGAUUCAAGUGGCUCUGCCGAUAAUCCAGAUCUUUAACAUCGCGUUGUUUUAGUAAUCAUGGCAGGCGCUCUUCGCGCUGCCAGCAGCUUCCUCGGGCUCGGGAUCUCGCAUCCGAAGCUCGCGGUGAAGGUUCCAUCUAGUCUCCGCCGUUCUUCUGCAACGGGUCGGAGAAUUAACACCGACAGAGAUGGAUUUUCGCGUAAGAGCCGCGGCGCUCAGGUUCGAGCUCGCGCGGACGGCGAGAUUUCGUUGUUGUUAGAUUUCAGCAAGGUCUUCUCGCGAACCCCCAGCUCCCGGCGAGCCCGAUGUGUCAGUGGACAACGAGAGCAGCGAUCAGUACACUAUCAUCACCGUCAGCGCGCCCAACCGGCCGGGGCUGCUUCAGCUUCUGACGCUGACGUUUCGCGAUCUCGGUCUGGACGUCGGGAAGGCAGUCGUCGACCUCGACGAUGACGGUAACGUCGCCGACGCGUUUCACGUCACUGCCAUGGACGGAAAAAAAGUCACCAACAAACGCGAUCUGGAAAACAUUCGCAAGUGCGUGGUGCGAGCGAUGGUUCUAGAUGCCAAGGGAGCGACGGGCCGAAAGAUUCGUCCGUCCGGCCGGCGAGACUCAUCCGACCGGUUGCGCCGUUGGACCCGUCUGCUUCGCCGGAGAUGAAACGGCGUACGGAGCUGCUGCACAACCUGAUGGACACGUACAUCAAGAACGACGUGCUGUCCAUCCAGAGGAGCAUCGUGGACCACGUGGAGUACACCAUGGCGCGCAGCCGAUACAAGUUCGACGACUUCGAGGCGUACCAGGCGACGGCAUACAGCGUGCGGGACCGGCUGAUCGAGAGCUGGAACGACACGCAGCAGUACUUCAAGGACCAGGACUCCAAGCGCGUCUACUACCUCUCCAUGGAGUUCCUCAUGGGCCGCUCGCUGCUGAACAGCAUAUUCAAUCUGGGCAUGAAGGACCAGUACGUGGAGGCGCUGGGGCAGCUGGGGUACAAGCUCGAGGUCCUGGCGGAGCAGGAGAGGGAUGCUGCUCUCGGCAACGGUGGCCUCGGCCGUCUGGCAGCAUGCGUUCUCGACAGCAUGGCCACUCUCAACUAUCCUGGAUGGGGCUACGGCAUCCGCUACCAGUACGGCAUGUUUCGCCAGACCCUGCAGGACGGCUUUCAGCACGAGCAACCGGACUACUGGCUGACCUUUGGCAACCCGUGGGAGAUCGAGCGCGUGUUUGUGACGUACCCCGUGCGCUUCUACGGCAGCGUCGAGUCGUACACUGAGGGCGGCCACCCCCGCAAGAGAUGGGUGGAGGGAGAAACGGUGGAGGCGGUGGCGUACGACAAUCCCAUCCCCGGCUACCACACCAACAACACCAUCAACCUUCGCCUCUGGGGUGCAAAGCCCAGCGGCGAGUUUGACCUGCAAAGCUUCAACACGGGCGACUACGUGAACGCGAUUCUGAGCAAGCAGAAGGCGGAGGCGAUCAGCAGCGUGCUGUACCCCGACGACCGCACGUACCAGGGCAAGGAGCUGCGCCUCAAGCAGCAGCACUUCUUCGUCUCCGCCACUAUGCAGGAUGUCGUCAGGCGCUACAAAGAAGAGCACUCGUCGUUUGACCAGUUCAAGGACAAGGUGGCCCUGCAGCUGAACGACACUCCACCCCGUGCUGGCGCUGGUGGAGCUGAUGCGCCUGCUGGUGGAUGAGGAGGGGCUGGAGUGGGGGUACGCGUGGAACAUCACCACGCACACCUUCUCCUACACCAACCACACCGUGCUGCCAGAGGCGCUAGAGAAAUGGCCCCGUUGAGAUUCUUGAGACGUUGCUGCCCCGCCAUCUGGAGAUCAUGUACGACAUCAACCACAACUUCAUCGGUGGACCUGAAGAAGCGCAUUGGCAACGACUACGACCGCCUCUCCCGCAUGUCCAUCAUCGAGGAGGGCGCUCACAAGAGCAUCCGCAUGGCAACGCUGGCAGUGGUGACGUGCCACACCAUCAACGGCGUGUCCCAGAUCCACACCGACCUCAUCCAGAACACGCUCUUCAAGAACAAGGCGCGUCUGGCAGCAUACAUCGAAGGGAUAUCAGGGGUCAAGGUGAGCAUCGACGCCAUGUUCGAUGUGCAAGUGAAGCGCAUCCACGAGUACAAGCGCCAACUUCUCAACGUCAUGGGCAUCAUCCACCGCUACGACUGCAUCAAG